This is a messenger RNA of Malassezia japonica, 1737 nucleotides long. Its product is annotated as ubiquitinyl hydrolase 1. The record is from RefSeq and is a predicted model, not a curated record. Gene Ontology annotation, biological process: protein deubiquitination. Gene Ontology annotation, cellular component: nucleus; cytosol. Gene Ontology annotation, molecular function: cysteine-type deubiquitinase activity. NCBI's taxonomy places the organism in Eukaryota, Fungi, Basidiomycota, Malasseziomycetes, Malasseziales, Malasseziaceae. The transcript has a single exon. The coding region runs from base 1 to 1737 and encodes 578 amino acids.
AUGGCGCAAGUGGUGCACUACGGGCGGGCGAAAGGGGCCGCGAGCGGAAGCCGCGCGUCCAGUGUCCGCGCCCAGGUCCGUGCCGCGAAGCGUUCAUCCGAUAGUGGCGUCGAGGAGGCGAUCAAGCCCGGCGCGCUGCUCAAGACGCUGCUGGACGACCCGGUACGCUUUGUGGGCUCCCAGCGCGAGGAGCUCAAGGCGGGCAUGAGCCUCGAGGCGGCGCGUGCUGCGCGAUACGAGAUCGUGAAUGAUUUGGCGCCUACCGAGCGUGCCCGCCCCCGCGCCUCGUACACCGAAGAGGCCGAGGAGGAGGAAAAAGAGGCGGCGCCAGUGUCGAGCGCGCAAAGCCUCUACACGCCGCGUCUCGUGGCACGCUUUCCCCGCGCGCAGAUGCGCGCCGCAGGCUUGCACAACCGCGGAAACACUUGCUAUUUGAACAGCGUGAUGCAGGCGCUGCUGCACACGCCGCCGCUCGCUUCGGCGCUGCUCACCCAGAGCCUGCCGACGCUCCUUGGGCGCUUUGGCGUGCCGCACACGUCCAAGCAGGCGACCAAGGCUGCCAACAUGUUCAACACAGUCGCUGCCCUGAAAGAGUUCUUUGAGCGCGCGUGGCAAGGAGGAAGCUGCACGCCGGCGCAGUUUAUCCAGCACCUGCGCAAGUUUGCCAAGCCGCUGCGGCCAGGGCGCCAGGAGGACGCGCACGAGUACCUGCGUCUGCUGCUCGAGGCGAUGCAGCAGGCGAGCACCUGCUUCGCGACCGAGAAGCUGCGUCACGACGAUCCGCUGCUCGCCACGACGCUGGUGCAGUCCAUCUUUGGCGGGCGCCUGCGCAGCCGCGUGAGCUGCCACAGCUGCCGCUACAACUCGGACACCUUUGACCCGAUCAUGGAUCUGAGCCUGGACGUGAGAAAAGGCAUCAACAGCGUGAAGCAGGCGCUCGACGCGUUUACUGCGCCCGAGUCGCUGAGCGGCACGGAAAAGUACAAGUGCGACAGCUGCAAGAAGCGUGUCGACGCGACGAAGCGCUUCAGCAUCGACGCCGCGCCGAUGGCGCUCACGGUGCACCUCAAGCGUUUCGGCAUCUUUGGCAACAAGAUCAACCGCCCGGUGUCGUACGGUGAGCGUCUGCACCUCGGCAAGUACAUGAGCGAGCGCACGAAAGGCUUUGGCGCAGACGACGCGUCUUUGAGCACGGCUGGCGCCGCGCAGCAGUACCGCCUCUAUGCGAUCGUGCACCACUUUGGCAGCGGGCCGAACGUGGGGCACUAUGUCGCAAGUGUCCGUGCGCCGGAUGGCCAGUGGAUGCGCAUGGACGACUCGUACGUGACGCGCCUGUCGCACUGCCCGGUCGACGACCCGAGCGCCUACCUUCUCUUUUACGUGCGCGAGCCGGUCGCGCUGGACGUCGUCACCGCGUCGCUCGCGCCGCUCGCGUCGCCCGAAAAGGCCGCGCGCCUCUCGGCUUCGCCCGAGAAGCGCAAGGUGCUCUCGCCAGAAAAGCGCAAGAAGCGCAAGGAGCGUGCGCUGUCGCUGGACGACGACGCGAUUGGCGAGCCGCUCGAGCGGGGCGCGUACGAAAGCCUCGUCAAGAGCCGGCGAACGCAGACCAGCGACAGCUCGGACGAGGCGAGCGUCGACAUGGAGCUGCCCGCGCUGCCGCCGGCCGACUCGGCCAAGACACGGCGCGAGCUGAAGAAGCGCAAGAAGCGGCGAAUGGCACUCGCGCCACGUACAUAG